Molecule: messenger RNA, 2253 nt
Organism: Closterium sp. Naga37s-1
Lineage: Eukaryota; Viridiplantae; Streptophyta; Zygnematophyceae; Desmidiales; Closteriaceae
Source: the annotation of a GenBank genome assembly
AUGCCCGAAAAUAUCGACGGUCGACGCGUUGGACUUGGAGAAAUUCACGGUAGGCGUGAUGGGGUUGGACGAAGCUGUGGCAGGGAAAGUGUUGGCGCGUGGUUUGAGGUGGGAAGCAGCGCGCUGCACAAAUUCAGCACGGCGAGCGGCCUGUCGUGCAACGCCGCCAAGUACUCCUCGCUCGCCGCCGCCACCGACGGCAGCAACGUCGCUGGGUUUCUCAGUCGCGGACUUCGCACCGUCAGUCCGUUCCGAGCCGAUCAGGUAUGGCGCAUUUCCGCGGCAGCAGGGCGCAUCUCGCGCAACCUGCGCCGUGUGUGCGAGGCGGCCGUUUACAGCGCCAGGGCGCACACCUCCCUACAGGCGAUGCUUGUGCUGGGGCCUCAGAUGACGGGUGGGGAUGAUGGAAACGGUAGCGGGGCAGAUAGCAGCGGGAAUACGCCCAAUAGCGACAACAGCACGAGCAGCAGCAACAGCACAAGCCCGUUCUCCCAGCGCGCCAACGGAACUGCGCUUGCAGCUGAGGCUGCGGGCAUACUAGCUGCAUCUAGCGCCAGUCUGUCACAGCAGGCCCUGGCGAUCUACAGCCAGCUGGGCGCGCUGCAGCAGCACAACAACCACGCCAGCACGUUCAACGACCCGCAAGACCCGGAGCUGGACGCCACGAAGCAAGGGCUAGCAGACGCAGCGAACCGCAUCAUUGGUGCUGCUGGGAGGGCUCGGCGCGCAGGGAUGAGGGGAAGCCUGGCCGUGCUGCAGAUGCAGCUCAUGCUGCCCGCUGCUAACAGCAGCGCCGCCACCAGGUUCACAUCGCGGCUCUCUGGGUUCCUGGCACGUGCGUCUUGGGAGCUGGGGGUGAGAGGGAAGGUGGGCCUGGCGACGACUGUGAUCCGCGUGCUGGCAGCGUCUGUGCUCGUGCCCUCCCUCACCAUGUUCCCAUCGCCCUUCCCCUGGAAUUCCCAAACCCAGCUGCGGAUGCAAGCCGUGCAAGACCGGAAGCAGCCUGGGAAGUUUGCAGUGAGCAUCUUUGGAUUCGCUCGAAGUAACAACUAUUUGAUCAACAAACUUGAAGGGGAUACAGACUCCGAGUACAGCAUGACCACCAUUGUGUCAUGUGAUGCCGGCCAGGGCAAGUGGUACGAGAUCGGGUCGACGGCGGAGUCGAAGCUGGAGGUGAGCGGCGAGCUGGGCAUGUCGUGCGUCACGUACAACUUCGUGUUCCGCGGCAUCAACCACAGCCUCAACAGAUUCAGCGUGGUGAAGCGCGGCAUCCGCAUGACCACACCCGCUCGCCAGUCGCAGAUCCAGGGCCUCUCCAAGUCCGCGCUCGCCGUGCGCGACCACCUGCGCUCAGUCUGCGCCGCCAUCGCGCGGCCCCCCGCGCAGGGCACGUCCGCGACGCUGCAAGUGAGCAACGCGCAGCAGACGCUCUCGUGGGCGGAGCUCCCGAACGACGUCGAGGCGGACGUCAAGGUCGCGCUGGGCGACAUCGCGAAUUCCAUGGCGCAGGUUUCCGCGCGCGCGGAACGCGCGUACAACCUGCUUGCGCGGAUCCAGCAGCUGAACGCGCAGCUGAGCCAGAUGGACCGCGUGUUCUUCAUCUGGCAGACGAAGCAGAAGCUGGUGAGCGCCGUGAAGCAGCUGCAGAGCGAGUCGAUGGCCAUCAACAAGGGGCGCGUUAGCAUCAUGAAGUCGGCGCAGAUCGCCACGCGGCGCGUGAACAAGGUGGAGAACAAGCUCGGCAACCUGCGCGGCAAACAGACGCUGCUGCUGAACCUGAACGACAUUGUGGGGCUCACGCGGAACGUGAGCGGGUUUGGGCGCGCAACGGGGCGCAUGGGCGCAGCAACGGCGUCAAUGCGGCCGAUGGCGGGGCUCAUGUUCUCCAACCCGCUCGCCAUGCGCUUUUCCUACUCCGCCAUUGGCGCUGUCACACAAGUGGAAGCCUCGCAGGUGGGCAAGAUGCAGGUGACGUACGGCAACGGGCGGGGCGUGGUGGAGAACAUGUGGGUGGCGGGGCUGUGGGGCAACCAGGCGAUGUCAGACUCGUACAGCAUGGCGCUCAUCUACUCGUGCUUCGUGCCGCCCGCCAACAUUGGCUCGGGGAGAACAAGCGAGAUCUCCUUCCGCCUUCUGUCCCGCUCCCCAUCUGUCUCUCAAGCGGAUGUUGACUCGGCCUUGCAACUGCUGGAGCAGCAAGGGGUCCCAAUGGGUAGGACGUUCGUGGACGUGGUGCAGAUCGGGGCGAUCUGA